Bradysia coprophila is the source of this 3251-nucleotide messenger RNA. RefSeq names its product Acyl-CoA oxidase 3. Gene Ontology annotation, cellular component: peroxisome. Gene Ontology annotation, molecular function: FAD binding; fatty acid binding; pristanoyl-CoA oxidase activity. The record is from RefSeq and is a predicted model, not a curated record. NCBI's taxonomy places the organism in Eukaryota, Metazoa, Arthropoda, Insecta, Diptera, Sciaridae. Gene Ontology annotation, biological process: lipid homeostasis; fatty acid beta-oxidation using acyl-CoA oxidase.
UUUAGUCAACACAACGCAGUUUAUAUAUAUAUAUACGUAGUAGGUAUAACUUGAUAAUGUUAAGAGCGAAAAGGCCGAUAACAUUUUGUGCGAAUGAAGUGAAAAAGGUCGUAAUUGAUACUGGUGAAUUCAUGUCAUUGUGAUGUGUGGCUAUUCAAUGUGUAGUACAUGAAUUACUCUUAUACUAAAUGAUAAUAAAGUAUCUAUAAAAAGCAAAAAUACCGAACAUACGUUCAUGCUCAACAACAUUAAUUGAAUGGUGAAUGCUGCAGAAGUGCUAGACAUCUGAUUGCAUGUGUAUUGUGUUAUUAUAAUAGUCGUUACUAUGCAUAUCGUAACCUUUGUGUAGACUUUUUAGCUUUUCAGUUCAUCAAGCAAAAUUAAUUUCAAAAUGUUUGCCGACUUUGUUCGUGUACAAUAAUACAUUGCCGAAGCUUUUCAGCAUAUGAGAGGAAUAUUGUAUUUUUUGAGUGAAAACUUUUUGACACAUCAAAGAUAAACUGUAUGUACGGCUUAUGCGGAGUCAAAAUAACAAAAGUGUUUGUUUAUACCUAUACCUCCAUACACAACUCUCGACAGUUUUCGUUUAUCUAAGAAAUUAUAUUUUCCUCUACCCAUAACGACGGCGAAACAGUUAAUAACAAGAGCUAUGCAUGCAUAGUUUGGUGCAAGUGAAAUAAAUGUUUUUUGUACAUCUCUCAAACUCGACAAAUUAACAAUUUUCGAAAGUUAAAACGUGAAACAAAUAAUAUUUUGUGUUUGUGCAAAAGGCUAAAUUUGUUUAGUGAACGAAACAAAAGUUUGGCGUAUUAUACGAAAAGUUCAUUAGAACGCGGUGCAACAAACAAGAGGAAAAAAAAUUCGCAGAGAGAAACAAUGACGUCUGAAGUCAUAAAUGAGGAAAUUCCAAUUUUGGAAGAUAAAAAUAUUUUUCCCGACUUACCACACGGCCCAUUGACGGUCUACCGGAAAAAAGCGUCAUUCGAUUACAAAAAACUGGCACUCAUUCUCGAACCAGAAGAUGCUCAUCGACUUAGGCACAAAGUAUGGAAAUAUCUCGAAAAUCAUCCGGAAUUUACCAAAUCAAACAAAGCUCAGACACUCGACGAAAUGAGACACAUAGCAACACGUCGACAAAAUGUCUCGUUUGCCGAAAAUCCUUUUACAGCAUUCGAUUUCAUCCAAAAUCCUCAUUUAUCUCUGAUUUAUCUUCAAUGCAACUUGGCAUACGAUCCGAAUUUUCACAUAAAAGCUGGUCUUGGGUACAGCAUGUUUACGUACGUUAUUCGGGCAAAUGGUACGGAGAGACUGCAAAAGUAUGUGGACGCAUGCGAGCGAAUGGAAAUCUUCGGCUCUUUUGCGUUGACUGAGAUUUCGCACGGCACAAAUUCAAUGGGUAUGAGGACAACAGCAACGUAUGAUCCGAAUACAGAAGAAUUCAUUUUGCAUACGCCUGAUUUCGAAGCAGCUAAAUGCUGGGUUGGUAAUCUAGGCAAAACAUGUACUCAUAGUAUCGUUUAUGCUCAACUGUACACGCACGACGGUACACACCACGGACUGAAUGCUUUUGUCGUACCAAUUAGAUGCGCAAAAACCUUAAACGCUUUCCCAGGAGUGCUGGUGGGUGACUUAGGAGAGAAAAUAGGACUGAAUGGAGUAGACAAUGGAUUCGUAAUCUUCAACCAAUACCGAAUACCCCGCGAAAAUCUACUGGCUAAAAAUGGAGACGUUACACCUGAAGGAAAAUUCGUGUCGAAAAUCAAAGAUCAACGGAAACGUAUGGGUGCUUCGUUUGGAGCUCUGUCCAACGGGCGAGUAAACAUUUGCGGAAUGGUUUCGACCUACUUGGUGAAGGCAGUAACAAUUGCUGUUAGAUAUUCAGCGAGUCGAAAACAAUUCGGUCCUCCGGAUAGCACUGAAGAAUACUCCGUUCUGGAAUAUCAAUCCCAACAAUACCGAGUGCUGCCCCAUUUGGCCAUGGCAAUUGUAUUCAAAGUGUUCACGCAAUGGUUGUCUACGAACUUGAACAAAACUGUGAUUAACCAGUUGAUGGGAGAAGGAAAUUUAAAUGAAAUCGGAAUGGAAAUUCAUGCGCUAUCGUCGGCGACGAAACCGUAUUGCACUUGGGCUGUUCAGAGCGCUAUUCAGGACUGUAGGGAGGCUUGUGGUGGUCAUGGCUAUCUGAAGGUGGCUGGUCUCGGCGAAUUGCGUAACAACAAUGACGCCAGUUGCUCGUACGAAGGCGAGAACAAUGUUCUGAUUCAACAAACAUCGAAUUGGUUGCUGAGUGUACGCAAAACUGGCUAUCAAUCGUUUCGACGUGUUUCACCACUCGGCUCUGCCGAAUUUCUAUCCAAUUUCGAUCAAGUAAUCAACAGCAAAUUUACAUUUAAGACCAGUGAGGAGGCCCUACGACCCGAAAACAUUCAAAUCGCACUCAACUGGUUGUGCGCCUGGCUGUUGGAAGAAACAGCAAAACGUUCAGAUAGUUUACAGACUGCCGGCAAAUCAUCCUUUGAGACGAGAAACGAGAGACAGGUGUUCUAUGCAAAAACGCUUUCCGUUGUAUUUGCUCAGAGAACCAUUUUCAACGUCUUUCAUAAACAUAUUUUGGAUUUGGAGUACAGCAACGAACGGGCAGUUUUAACAUCAGUUUUGACACUUUACGGUGGCAAUUUAUUAAUUGGAUAUUUGGGAAUGCUUUACGAGGGCGAUUUCAUCAGCGGAUCAUUACCAGCUACACUUUACAAACAUGGCAUUUUGGACGUUUUAUCUACGCUGAAAGACGAUGCAGUUAGUUUGGUUGAUAGCAUAGCACCUACAGAUUUCAUUAUCGAUUCACCGCUGGGUAUGAGCGAUGGCAUGGCAUAUCGGCAUUUGGAGUCGACAUUAAUGCAAAGUCCGGACGUUUUUCAACGGCCACAUUGGUGGAAGGAUAUGAUACAUUGGGAAAGUUAUGUUAAAGCGAAACUUUAAUAAUUUUCGAAUUUCAUAACUUUUGGCUUUGUGCCGUAAAUGGGGUUCGGUGAUGAUAAUUACACGUAUCGGAUGUAUGAUGCAUGUAUCUAUACAUAGAUAAGAGUAUUGUAUAAGGUAAAAGGUGUCGUUGGUAUAUAUAUUUCUAAUGAGGGUUUUCUGCUGACAUGGUCAUAAUGUUAAUGGUUUCAUUUGUGAUAUGUGUGUGGAAGUUAUUUGGAUAUUAAAGGGAAGUUUUUUUUCGGGGGGACGAAAAGUCCAACUCAAGCAAUAAA